UAAGAUUCUUUGGUCAUGACUAAAUCAGAGGACGCUGAUGAAUAAUAAAAAUAAACAAGGAAAUACUAAAAAAUAAACAAAGAAGAAAGAAGAGUAGUACUAAAACUGCUUAUUAAUGACAAACUUUCCCUUUAAGAGGUAUCAAAUUUUGCUAAAAUAUUGAAUAUCUCCAACUAAUAUAUAUGAUAUUUUAAACAUUAUUUAAUAUAUAGGUAGCUAAUAGACUUAAACUAAAAUACUGUACUGUUCGCACAAUUUAAAAGGCUUACGAGAAAGAUGGUCGUAUAGGGAAGAAGGAAACAAGGAAAAAGAAGCUAAAGGUUGAGAAUAUUCUCAAAAUUUCAAUUAUGAAUCCAUUUACCUUUUAACUAUCAGAGCCUAUUGUAUCAUCUGAAGUUAGUCAAGUAAAUUUAAAUAUAAAUAUAUAGAUUUAUAUAGAUAAGCAACCUUCAAAAGAAGAUUAAAUUAAUCUAGCUAAAGAGUAACGUUCUCUUCUUCAAUCGUAAUGCUAGAAACUUUAUAUCAUAUUAUCUUAAUAAUUCUAAAAAGCCAUGGAAAACUAGAAUCCAUAUUAUUAAAGUACUAUCCAGAAUUUAUUUUUGGCAUCGUAAUUAAUAAUAAAGCAACUUCUAGAAGUUAAACAAUAAAUCAAUGUAAAACAAGAGCAUGAACCUCUUUCCCCUAAUUAAACUUAAUAUCCAUUCCCAAUUUAACAUAACCUAUACUAAACAUAUAAUGGUUUUGUAAUACCAAGAGUUAAUUCUUGAUUCAAUAAUGUUAAUGCU
Messenger RNA from Paramecium sonneborni, 785 nucleotides. Lineage: Eukaryota; Ciliophora; Oligohymenophorea; Peniculida; Parameciidae. The record is from the annotation of a GenBank genome assembly.